UUUUUACUGCUAUUCUUUUCUGUAUUAGGGGCCUGGGGUGAGAGAUUUUUUGAUAUUCUUCCCUUUUUAUUCUCUUGUUUUCAUUCGUUGGUUUCUUAGUUUUCUGGAUUGCAUUGCAGAGAGCUCUGGUGGAAAUCCCAAGCCAAUUUUGGUCCAUGCGUGGUUGAAUUGCUGGCUUGGGAAUUGGGGAUUGAGGGAUUUGGUUGAUGUGAUCAUGUCGAUUUUUUUCUUAUUUCCCUUUAAUUUUCCGGAUUUUUGGGUUUAUUAAGUGGUGGUACGGACGACCUUCCUUUAAAAGUGUCUUUUUUUUGGGGCAUUUGACAAUGAGGCUAUUUUUUUACUUAUUUUUUCAAAGCAGAAUUUUUUGAAUUUUUCUUUUUUUUUUUCAAAAAAAAAUGUCAUAUAGUUUGUGAAAAAUGUCCGUCUCUUCCCCUCUCUUUUCUGGCGCGCGACUAUCUAUUGGGAAGGGGAGGGUCCCUGUAGCCUUUUUCUGGAAAAAUAAUUCCACUUUUUGCUUCUUCUUCUUUUUUCCCUCAAUUUGAUUUAACCAGAAUGAUUGUUUUUGCCCUUUUUGCAAGCGUAAGUUUGCAAUUGUUUAUUAGCCUUUGGCCUGGGAAGCGAAUGCAGUCUCUGUAUCUUUCUCCCUUUUGAUCGUUUGGUGCUUCCUUUUGUUUUCCCGGUUAAAGACUGUCUGAUUUGGUUUUCCGGAAUCAUGUGGGCAAGAUUUUGGGCGUCUCAGGAAGAAAUGGCGGAGCUGCCGAAGCUCCUCUAUAUCUUGGUGGACGACGGGGAGAAGAGCGACGUCGAAGGGAAUUCGUCGUUUCCUUCGCCGCCGUCCUCGUUCCGGUACACGCGCUCUCUGUUGCAGAGCACUCUGCAAUUCAUGGGCUGCAAAGCCCGACAUGCCUUCAAGAUUAGCCGAAGGGUUUUCGAGGUGUUGAGAAGCGAGUGUCUUGGGGAUGUGACGAUGCCUGUUAAGGAUGAAGGUUUUAACCGCAGCUGCCGAGAAAAGGAAGGUGGUAAUGAUUCCGUCUCUGCAGAUGCUGGUGAAAAUGACAGCAUACCGUUCGAGGCAUACAAGAGGCGUACAACCAUCACUGUUGAUAGGAAGACCUUCUUGGACGUUGUUUGUGAUGCCCUUUCCCAGUACAAGUAUGUUGGUCCAAAUCAAAGAGCUGAUUUGGUUUUAGCAUGCAGAAUUCGUGAAAGGAAAGAAUCUGUGACAGUUCUGCUAUGUGGAACAAGCGGGUGUGGCAAGUCCACUUUAUCUGCACUGUUGGGUAGCCGCUUGGGUAUCACAACGGUGAUUUCUACUGACUCCAUUCGGCACAUGAUGAGGAGUUUUGUAGAUGAGAAGCAAAAUCCUUUAUUAUGGGCGUCUACGUACCAUGCUGGUGAGUUCUUGGAUCCAGUUGCAGUUGCCAAGGCAAAAGCAAAACGCAAAGCAAAGAAAUUAGCAGGCAAGUCUGCUGCAGUUAAAGUGGACGAGGAUGGGUCUUCUCACGGAAAAUCUGAACCAAGACUUGAUUCAGCUUCUACAUUGGAAGCCAUCGGCACAAAACAAAUGGCCAUCGAGGGAUUCAAGGCCCAAAGUGAGAUGGUAAUUGAUAGUCUAGAUAGACUUAUUACCGCAUGGGAAGAAAGGAAUGAAUCUGUUGUUGUUGAAGGUGUCCAUUUAAGCCUUAAUUUUGUGAUGGGCCUCAUGAAAAAACAUCCUUCAAUUAUACCCUUUAUGAUUUACAUAACAAGUGAGGACAAACAUAUGGAAAGGUUUGCUGUCCGUGCAAAGUAUAUGACAUUGGACCCAGCAAAAAAUAAAUAUGUCAAGUAUAUACGCAAUAUCAGGACCAUCCAGGAGUACCUAUGCAACAGAGCUGAUAAGCACUUGGUGCCAAAGAUUAACAACACAAAUGUAGAUAGGAGUGUAGCUGCCAUCCAUGCAACAGUUUUUAGUUGCUUGCGGAGGCGUGAAGCUUAUGAGCAGCUUUAUGACCCAACAACAAACACGGUUGCUGUAAUUGAUGAGGAAUACAGAAAUCAGUGUGCUGCUAAUUCUUUAAGUUCAAAAGGAAUGUUCCAGCUAAUUCAAAGAAAAGGAUCUUCUCGGCACCUGAUGGCUCUUCUUAACAUGGAUGGCUCCAUAGCCAAGGCUUGGCCUGUCGAACCAGUAGAUAAUGAUGGAACCUUGACACUGAGCUAUGGAAUGGACAAGGGGGACAGAAGUCCUUUAUAUGGCCCCUUGCAGAUUGGGAAAGCAGAGCCGGUGAACUUGCAGUUUGGUAACUUCGGCAUUAGUGCAUGGCCCAGUGAUACUGCAGGGACCAGCUAUGCUGGAAGUAUCGAUGAUUCCAUUAAAGGUGAUACUGCUGAGAGUGGAAGCCGGUAUCAGUCGUCAUGCUGUAGUUCACCAAGGUUUUCUGAUGGAGCUGCAAAAGAGCUUAAAGAGGAGAUAUCGGUUUGUGGCAGUGAAGAGGAAGUUGAAGAUGUACCAGACAAGGAUAGUGACGAGGAUCUAAGUGACGCUUUAGAAAAGCAAAUGCAUGAUGAGCUCGAGGGUUCUGUCGAUGAGCAAUCAACGAAGUCAGAUGAGGAGUAUGAUGAUCUGGCAAUGCGUGAUGAACAAGAAAGUGGGUACUGGUCUGAAGAUGAUGAAGGCAGCAGUCUCUACAAGCAUGAGCUACGGUCAGAAAACAAUGAAGGUGGUGGACAGGAUGAUCAUCAAUUUGGGAAUCCAGAAGCAGGCAGCAAGACUGAUGAUGAUAGAUACCGGCAGAAUCUUGAUCAGUUCCUGGGUAACAGCAAAAAUUAUUCAAAUCCUUCUUGUUGCUACUCCUCUCUAUUAUUAGAGAAGGAACAGCGGAGCAUGUCUACAGAUGAUGGUGCUGCACAGGCUAACCUUCUUAUUGGAACUACAUUCCAUGGCCGAUCAAGGAGUAUUCCUGCACUGGGUAAAUAUGGAUCUUUAGCAAAUGGGCCAAUUUUGUCUGGCGCACCUUAGUUUUUUGGUGAUGCUAAAAGGCCGUCUUUAUGCUUGCUUGCUUUCUUCGUUUGCUUUUUUUUUUUUUUUUCUUUCUGUAGAGUUUGGUAGGCAGGAAGAUGGGAGAUAUACUCUUUUGAGCGCUUGUUCAUACGCACCAAGAGGAGUUGUGGUGUUUUAGCUACAAGUCAUUGUUCCGCUUUUCGCUGUAUGAAGAAUGAGUUGAUGAAAAGGAAUCACCUUUUGUAC
This is a messenger RNA of Nymphaea colorata (pocket water lily), 3226 nucleotides long. RefSeq names its product P-loop NTPase domain-containing protein LPA1 homolog 2-like. Bases 713 to 2998 code for a protein of 761 amino acids. The transcript has 7 exons. The record is from RefSeq and is a predicted model, not a curated record. NCBI's taxonomy places the organism in Eukaryota, Viridiplantae, Streptophyta, Magnoliopsida, Nymphaeales, Nymphaeaceae.